AUGGACGUCAUGGUGGACGUCUACACGGUGGAGUGCCUCUACAAGCGUUUCGGCUGCCCGACGUCCAUGGCCUACCACUCGGCCGCCGACCACGCGGCCAGCUGCAGACACGCGCCCUGCUACUGCUUCGACUGCCGGUUCGACAGCUCGCCUGUGAGCCUCGUGCGCCACCUGACGGCACGACACUCGUGGCCGGUGGAGAAGAUCCAGUACGAGGUGGCCAAAUCGUUCGUCGUGCCGGCGUCGGAGGAGGACAAGCGCCGCCUGCUGGUCGCGGAGGACAACUGUGUGUUCCUCCUGGCCGUGGGUGCCGGCAGGGACCCGGGCGGCCGCCGGCCCGUCAACGUCGUCUGUGUCAGGGGCAACGCGAAGCCUCUGUACACGGGCGUGCUCUGGGUGGACGGUCCUCCGGCGGCCCCGGGCCAACCACUCACGAGCAGCUUCCAGCUGAAAGCGACGGUGGCGAGCUGCUCCGUCCCCGGCGAGGUGGACAUGGAGCAGGGCUGGCUCCACGCGCACGUCGACCCCAACAUGAUGCACGGAGAGUCCGGCGAGCUUCAUCUGCGCCUUUGUCUCACCAAGCUCUCCUGA
Messenger RNA from Triticum turgidum subsp. durum (durum wheat), 591 nucleotides. The record is from the annotation of a GenBank genome assembly. Lineage: Eukaryota; Viridiplantae; Streptophyta; Magnoliopsida; Poales; Poaceae.